AUGUUCCCUGAUGCUGACAAGAUCAAAGAGAAGGUUCGUGCAUCCUUGUUUGAAGAGGAACUGAACCCUGAGGACUUGUUCAAAACCACUGGAUGGUGCCAAGCAAUCGCACGUAAUCAGCUCUUCAAGAACAUGACCAUGGUUGUGAUCGUGUUGAACGCCAUUUGGAUUGGCAUUGACACCGACCUGAACACCUCCGACCUGGAGAUCAACUCACCGCUGAUUUUUCAAGUGGUGGACAACUUCUUUUGCAUCUUCUUUUCCUUCGAAAUUUCCGUGCGCUUCCUUGCAUAUCAGAAAAGCCGAGAUGCUUUCAAGGACUUCAGCUUUAUCUUUGACUUCUCGCUCGUUUUGACGAUGAUUUGGGAGGUCUGGGUCACUUCGAUGUUAGUCUUCCUCAUGCAAAGCCACUUGGGCGGCGCAAACUUGUCCGUGCUGCGGAUCCUCCGACUCUUCCGCCUCGUGCGAAUCGCGCGUGUAGGAAGGCUUAUGAGUUCAUGUCGCGAGCUCAUCGUCUUAGUGAAAGGCAUCAGCAUGGGAUUGCGUUCCGUGCUCUCCACCUUGUUCUUGAUGAUGGUGGUGAUCUAUGUCUUUGCGAUCAUCUUUACGCAGCUCUUCCGUGGCACGGACGAAGGUGCUGGUUGCUACGAUGGCGUCCUGGAAUCCAUGAACUGCCUCAUGCUGAAUGUGGUAUUUCCAGAGCAACAGGAGUUGAUGCACAAGAUGUUGGAGGUGGGUCCAAUCACCUACCUCCUUGGGCUUUUCUAUUUGUUGAUCACCGGCUUGACUGUGAUGAACAUGUUGAUCGGUGUGCUUGUGGAGGUUGUUUCAGUGACUGCGCAAGUGGACAAGGAGGAAACGGCCAUGAAGGCGGUGAAAGAGAAGAUUGAGGAGCUGAUUCCAGCAGAUUCCAGGCAGACCGGAAUCUCACGAGAACUUUUCAUGAAAGUCAUUAUGGACCAGGGCCUUGUCCAGACCUUGUCCAACAUCGAUGUCGACGUCAUGUCUGUAGUGGAGUACCCUGAGAUCAUGUACCAUUCUCGGAAUGCCUUGUCCGUGCCCGAGUUGGUGGAUGCGAUCCUGCAGUUCCGGAGAACCACCUCGGUAAGCAUGAUGGACAUCGCGCAACUGCGACGUUUCAUGGUGAAUGAACUCGAGGACUUGAGGGGCCUCAUCAAGUCCAACCAGAUGUGA
This is a messenger RNA of Durusdinium trenchii, 1194 nucleotides long. Lineage: Eukaryota; Dinophyceae; Suessiales; Symbiodiniaceae. The record is from the annotation of a GenBank genome assembly.